Fonsecaea erecta is the source of this 1242-nucleotide messenger RNA. RefSeq lists its product as hypothetical. The transcript has 3 exons. Lineage: Eukaryota; Fungi; Ascomycota; Eurotiomycetes; Chaetothyriales; Herpotrichiellaceae. The record is from RefSeq and is a predicted model, not a curated record. Gene Ontology annotation, molecular function: NADH pyrophosphatase activity; metal ion binding. The coding region runs from base 1 to 1242 and encodes 413 amino acids. Gene Ontology annotation, cellular component: cytosol. Gene Ontology annotation, biological process: NAD+ catabolic process; NADP+ catabolic process.
AUGGCCGCCGCCAUUCCUCACCCAGAGUUACCACGUCCGGCACAUCUUGACCGCGACUCUCCGCUAGGGCGCAAGUUCGGGAAGGAGGUCACCAAUUACUUUGGAGGCUCGCCCAUCAACCGAGUCUCGUUCCUGCGCGAAGACUACACCUUCCUGGCGGGGGCGUUUGCCCACCCGACCACCAGAUUCCUCGUCUACAAGACCCUCUCCCCACUGAUCAAGACGCCGACCGAGAUCCACUUCGCGACCUACGACGAGAUCAAGACGCUCCUCCCCGAGAACCCGUUCGCGCGGACCGAGAAGGAGAUCGUCGACGACUUCGACUCGAGCGUCGACAUCCCGCAGCUGGUGUUCCUGGGGCUGGACGAGAAUGUCACUGACGGCUACUCGUAUAAGAACUUCACGGGCGCGCCGCACUGGGCGCUGGACAUCACGCCCAAACGCACCUAUGAAAAGGAGGCCAAUGCGUUGAUCGAGUCGUUGUUGGAACAGGGCCUGAAGUUCAGCGAGGGCAUGCGGGCCAUGAGCUUCCCACCGGACAUUGCUGCCCAGUACGCUCAGGGCCGUCACUACCUCGACUGGAACUACCGCAACACGUUCUGCGGCACGUGUGGCCAUCGAACCCUCUCCGUCCACGGCGGAGCCAAGCGAGUCUGCCCUCCGACAGACAAGGCCGAGACGCCGCGAGAGCGCGAACCGUGCUCGACCCGGACCACCCUGUCAAAUCUCACGUUCCCCCGCACCGAUCCCACCAUCAUCGUCGCGGUGCUCAGCCACGACAGCAAACGCCUCCUGCUGGGCCGACAGAAGCGCUGGCCCCCGCACUGGUUCUCCACGCUGGCGGGCUUCAUCGAACCGGCCGAGAGUGUCGAGGACGCUGUGCGGCGGGAGGUGUGGGAAGAGUCUGGCGUCGUCCUGUCGCGCGUGCUCGUGCACUCGACCCAGCCCUGGCCGUACCCGGCGAACCUGAUGAUCGGCGCCAUCGCGCAGGCGGCGUCGCCCGAGGACGAGGAGAUCCGGCUGGAGUACGACCCCGAGCUCGAGGUCGCCAAGUGGUUCACCCUGGAGGAGAUCCAGGAAGCCCUGCAGAACGGUACCAGCGGGCUGGGCGAUCCCGCGCCCGAGGGCUACAAGGAGGGAAAUCUGCGGUUGCCGCCCCCCACGGCCAUUGCGAACCAGUUGAUCUCGGCGGUGGUCAAGGGUGGGUUUUUGGAGGGUGUCACGCCGAUCACGAAGCUGUAG